Caenorhabditis remanei is the source of this 306-nucleotide messenger RNA. RefSeq lists its product as uncharacterized. Lineage: Eukaryota; Metazoa; Nematoda; Chromadorea; Rhabditida; Rhabditidae. The transcript has 3 exons. Bases 1 to 306 code for a protein of 101 amino acids. The record is from RefSeq and is a predicted model, not a curated record.
AUGAAUUCUGAAUACAAUCUCAACGUGUCUUCAAAAAUUCCGAUUGUCAGAGAUGAGAAUGGAUUCCGAUCGGAAUGGGAGAGAAUGACCACUUGUAAAUUGAUAAUCACUAUCGGAGGUGUCUGCUGGGCUGUCUUCGUCCUCACAUUUGGACUCUACAACUACUGUGCAAUCAAGAAACCACCAGCACCCAUUUCCUUUGAUGAGGCACUUUGUGCGGAAGAAGAAGCUCUAAUCGGAACGAAAUCUCAAAAGUCGUCAAACGACACCACGACUGCAAAAAGUUCGAAGAGCAUCAGGAAAUAA